ACGACGGCGGGGAGGUGCUGUACGUCCAAGAUGGCGGCGCCCUGUAGGCUGGAGGAGCUGUGAGGUAAACAGCUGAGGGGGAGGAGACGGUGUUGACCAUGAAAGACACUAGGUUGACAGCACUGGAAACUGAAGUACCAAUUGUCCCCAGAACAGUCUGGUAGUGGCACCAGUGAAGAGCCUUCAAAGUUUUUAACACACAUCCUGGACCCAGCACAGCGCAUUCGUGUAAGAUAAUGGCCCAACAAGCAAAUAUUGGGGAGCUCCUCUCCAUGUUGGAUUCCCCCAUGCUGAGUGUGCGUGAUGAUGUAACAGCUGUCUUUAAAGAGAACCUCAGUUCUGACCGUGGUCCGAUGCUUGUGAACACCUUGGUGGAUUAUUACCUGGAAACCAAUUCUCAGCCUGUAUUGCACAUCCUGACUACCUUGCAGGAGCCACAUGAUAAGCACCUCUUGGACAAAAUGAAUGAAUACGUGGGCAAAGCCGCCUCUCGGUUAUCCACCCUCUCGUUACUGGGCCACGUUGUGAGGCUGCAGCCGUCUUGGAAGCAUAAGCUCUCUCAAGCACCUCUUUUGCCUUCUUUACUAAAAUGUCUCAAGGUGGACACCGACGCCAUUGUCCUCACAACAGGGGCCUUAGUGUUGGUAACCGUGCUACCGAUGAUUCCACAGUCGGGGAAGCAGCACCUUCGUGAUUUCUUUGAUAUUUUUGGCCGUCUUUCGUCAUGGUGCCUGAAGAAACCAGGCCACGUAAUGGAAAUCUAUCUCGUCCACCUCCACGCCAGCGUUUACGCUCUCUUCCAUCGCCUGUAUGGGAUGUACCCUUGCAACUUUGUCUCCUUCCUACGUUCUCACUACAGUAUGAAGGAGAACCUGGAGACUUUUGAAGAGGUGGUCAAGCCAAUGAUGGAGCAUGUGCGAAUUCACCCAGAAUUAGUGACUGGAUCCAAGGACCAUGAACUGGACCCUCGAAGGUGGAAGAGAUUAGAAACACAUGAUGUUGUCAUAGAAUGUGCCAAAAUCUCUCUGGACCCUACAGAAGCCUCAUAUGAAGAUGGCUAUUCUGUGUCUCACCAAAUCUCAGCCCGUUUUCCUCAUCGUUCAGCCGACGUCACCGCCACCUCUUAUGUUGACACACAGAAUAGCUAUGGUGGUGCUACUCCUACCCCUCACUCCACUCCUCGGCUGAUGUUGUUAAACACGCCAGGGCGGCUGCCUCAGACUCCGAGUUCCCUGUCGACACAGCUGUUAACUGAGCCGCCACAAGCUACUCUUUGGAGCCCAUCUGUGGUUUGUGGGAUGACCACUCCUCCAACUUCUCCUGGAAAUGUCCCACCUGAUUUGUCACACCCUUACAGUAAAGUCUUUGGUACAGCGGGUAGAAAAGGAACUCCUCUGGGAACCCCUGCAACCUCUCCUCCUCCAGCCCCACCCUGCCAUUCGGACGACUACGUGCACAUUUCACUCCCGCAGGCCAUGGCCACAGCCCCCAAGAAGGAAGAGAGAACAGAUUCUGCAAGGCCCUGUCUACACAGACAACACCAUCUUCCGAAUGACAGAGGAUUAGAAGAGCUGCCUGGGAGCAAAGGGUCUGUCACUCUCAGUGAUCUUCCAGGGUUUUUAGGUGACCUGGCUUCUGAAGAAGAUAGUAUUGAAAAAGAUAAAGAAGAAGCGGCAAUAUCUAAAGAACUCUCUGAGAUCACAACAGCCGACGCCGAGCCCCUAGCUCCUCGCGGAGGCUUUGACUCUCCCUUCUACCGGGACAGUCUCCCGGGCUGCCCGCGGAAGACCCACUCAGCCGUCUCCAGUGCCCAGGGCACCGGUGCGAACCCUGAGCCUCUGAACUCCACCCUGGACAGGCUGGGGCCUGACACCCCAAAGCAAGCCUUUACCCCCAUAGACCUGCCCUGCGGAGGCGCCGAGGAGAGCCCUGCCGGGGACAGAGAGCGCCAGGCCUCUCUGGAGAGCAGCAUCCUCACUCCCAGCCCUUUUAAAAUUCCACCUCAGAGGGGAGUGGGGUUUGGCGGUGGGCAACCUCCCCCAUACGAUCAUCUUUUUGAGGUGGCACUGCCAAAGACUGCCCGUCAUUUUGUCAGCAAGAAGACGGAGGGACUGCUAAAGAAAGCAAAAGGGAACACGGAGGAGGACUUCAUGCCCUCUGCCUCCCCCUUGGAAGUGCUGGACAGACUGAUACAGCAAGGGGCAGAUGCGCACAGCAAGGAGCUCAACAGGUUGUCUUUACCCAGCAAGUCUGUGGACUGGACCCACUUCGGAGGCUCCGCUCCCUCAGAUGAGACCCGCUCCCUCCGUAACCAGUUGCUUUUACUGCACAACCAGUUACUCUAUGAGCGUUUUAAGAGGCAGCAGCACGCGCUCCGGAACAGGCGGCUCCUGCGCAAGGUGACCAGGGCAGCUGCUCUGGAGGAGCACAACGCUGCCAUGAAAGACCAGUUGAAGUUACAAGAGAAAGACAUCCAGAUAUGGAAGGUUAGUCUGCAGAAAGAACAAGCCAGAUACAGUCAGCUUCAGGAGCAGCGAGACACGGUGGUCACCCAGCUCCACAGCCAGAUCAGACAGCUUCAGCACGACCGGGAGGAGUUCUACAACCAGAGCCAGGAGUUACAGACGAAGCUGGAGGACUGCAGGAACAUGAUUGCGGAGCUGCGCAUGGAGCUGAAGAAGGCCAACAGCAAGGUGUGCCACACGGAGCUGCUGCUCAGCCAGGUGUCUCAGAAGCUCUCAAACAGUGAGUCGGUCCAGCAGCAGAUGGAGUUCUUGAACAGGCAGCUGUUGGUUCUUGGGGAAGUCAACGAGCUGUAUCUGGAACAACUGCAGAACAAGCAUUCAGACACCACAAAGGAAGUAGAAAUGAUGAAAACUGCAUAUCGGAAAGAACUAGAAAAAAACAGAAGCCAUGUUCUCCAGCAGAAUCAGAGGCUGGAUACUGCUCAGAAGCGGAUUUUGGAACUGGAAUCCCAUCUAGCCAAGAAAGACCACCUUCUUUUGGAACAGAAAAAAUAUUUAGAGGAUGUCAAACUCCAGGCAAGAGGACAGCUGCAGGCCGCAGAGAGCAGGUAUGAAGCUCAGAAGAGGGUCACCCAGGUGUUUGAACUGGAGAUCUUAGAUUUACAUGGCAGGUUGGAGAAGGAUGGCCUCCUGAAGAAACUUGAAGAAGAAAAAACAGAAGCGGCCGAAGCAGCGGAAGAAAGGCUCGACUGUUGUCGUGACGGCUGCUCGGAUUCUGUGACAGGGCACAACAAUGAAGAGGCACCUGGCCCUAACGGGGAGGCCAAGGCCCCCAGGCCCGGCGGCGCCCGGGGCGGUAGCGGAAGUAGAGGAGGCGGAGGCGGCAGCAGCAGCAGCAGCAGCAGCGGCAGCAGUGAGCUUUCUACCCCGGAGAAACCCCCAAACCCGAGGGUGGGCCCAUGCAGCAGUCGGUGGGAGACUGCCGUGGGAGAGCCCACUACGGGCAUCCCUAUGACUGUCGGCUCACUUCCUAGUUCAAAAAGCUUCCUGGGCAUGAAGGCUCGAGAGCUAUUUCGUAAUAAGAGUGAGAGCCAGUGCGAUGAGGACAGCCUGACCAGCGGUAGCCUUUCUGAGACCCUAAAGACAGAGCUGGGCAAAGACUCGGGUGUGGAAGCCAAGCCACCCCUGAACCUAGACGGCCCGCAGCCACCUCCCCCAAAGCCAGACAGCGUGGGACAGCUCCGUAUCAUGGACUACAACGAGGCGCAGCACGAGCACAGCUAG
Messenger RNA from Lipotes vexillifer (Yangtze River dolphin), 3749 nucleotides. RefSeq names its product TSC complex subunit 1 (gene TSC1). Gene Ontology annotation, cellular component: TSC1-TSC2 complex. Lineage: Eukaryota; Metazoa; Chordata; Mammalia; Artiodactyla; Lipotidae. Gene Ontology annotation, biological process: regulation of cell cycle; negative regulation of TOR signaling; negative regulation of cell population proliferation. Bases 237 to 3749 code for a protein of 1170 amino acids. The transcript is spliced from 23 exons. The record is from RefSeq and is a predicted model, not a curated record.